AUGAACUUUCGGUGGAAGUCACGCCUCCAACGUCCCCUUUUGGGUAUUGCCGCCUGGCGUUCUGCUUCUCUCCUUGCAAGCCAUGCGAACGACCGGAAAGUCAUAGAGGUCGCCACUGAAGGCUUUCGCGAGGGAGGGGUUCAUGAGCAGGCCGGGGGUGCGGAUACGUCUGUGCAGACUUCUACGCCCUUUAAGGAUCGUUCACAGGGACAAUGCCUUUGGCAGCGCCGCUCGUUCCUCGACGUCCUCGUCAUUAAAGGGGCCGCCAACUCUCCUUCGACCGAUGGCGCCGUCAUCACCCUCGUCGGUCAGUUCAGCAACACUCGCUUCUAUCUCCAGCCGGACGCUGGUUAUCGCAACCCGACACCAUUCACGAAGAGCCUCGCAGACGCUAAGGGCACCGCGACGUUGAUAGCUUCCGACGCUGCUCCAUUUGCAGCUCACUGGAACAUUUCUUAUGACCACAUCAUGAAGCUCGCCAAUGCCGUCGCCACUCCUGGUGUGGUCUUCAAAGGUCACGUACCCGCUUUCAUGAAAAAGGAUGCGUUUAUCGGAGGUGAUGAUGGCGACCUCAGUCCUUGUCUUCAACUAGCGAACAUUCCUGUGUAUGGUGAGACCGCCAUGGCCGAGCCCGCAGCGAUGAACGACACCCACGUGUUCAACAUCCUCCCGGCGUACGACAUCGAUGGUAACCUCAUCAUGCCCAAAGAUUACGAGUCGUCCCUCAAGGGCGCUCUGGUCGUCGUUAGCGCCACCCUCAAUCACUACGAUAUUCGCGCGCGCGGUCCCAGCCCGGCUAGCAACACCUUCGUCGCCGAGGUCGUGAAGAUCAGGGUCCUCCAGCCUCCGGUCGAGGGAUUGGCUGAGAAGGUGGCUAGGAAGCGGGUGCCCACGAAGGACAACGACUUCGUGCUCGGUUCGUCUUCGAAGCGUGCUCGUGUGGUGUGA
Stereum hirsutum FP-91666 SS1 is the source of this 948-nucleotide messenger RNA. RefSeq lists its product as uncharacterized. The coding region runs from base 1 to 948 and encodes 315 amino acids. The transcript has 8 exons. Lineage: Eukaryota; Fungi; Basidiomycota; Agaricomycetes; Russulales; Stereaceae. The record is from RefSeq and is a predicted model, not a curated record.